CCCGGCGGGCGCGGAGCGGAGCCCGCGGCUCCCGGUCCCCGCCGCUGCUGCGCCUUCAACGCGGCGGCGCCGCCGCCCCCCCGCGGCACCGGCAGCACCGGCAGCAGCGGCAGCAGCGGCAGCAGCGGCGGCACCGGCGGACAGGCCCGGCCAUGGCGGAGUCCGGCGGGGCCGAGUUCGGCGCGGAGCGGCCGAGCAGCGUGGCUGACAAGAGCAGCAGCCUGAAGUGCACCUUCUCAGCUCCUGGCCACAGCACCACGCUGCUGCAGGGACUGGCCUCGCUCCGAGCCCAGGCUCAGCUGCUCGAUGUCAUCCUCACCAUCAACAACGAAGCAUUUCAGGUUCAUAAAGUUGUCCUGGCUGCCUGCAGUGACUAUUUCAGGGCCAUGUUCACGGGCGGGAUGAGGGAAGCCAGCCAGGACGUGAUCGAGCUCAAGGGCGUGUCAGCCAAGGGCCUGAAGCACAUCAUCGACUUCGCCUACAGCGCCGAGGUCACGCUGGACCUCGACUGCAUCCAGGACGUGCUGGGAGCCGCCGUCUUCCUGCAGAUGGUGCCGGUGGUGGAGCUGUGCGAGGAGUUCCUCAAGUCUGCCAUGAGCGUGGAGACGUGCCUCAACAUCGGCCACAUGGCCACCACCUUCAGCCUGGCCUCGCUCAAGGAAUCCGUGGACGCCUUCACCUUCAGGCACUUCCUGCAGAUCUCGCAGGAGGAGGAUUUCCUCCACCUGCCCCUGGAGCGGCUGGUGUUCUUCCUGCAGAGCAACAAGCUGCGGAGCUGCAGCGAGAUCGAGCUGUUCCGCGCCGCCGUGCGCUGGCUGCAGUUCGAGCCCGAGCGCCGCGCCAGCGCCAGCCGCGUGCUGUGCCACGUCCGCUUCCCGCUGAUGAAAUCCUCGGAGCUGGUGGACAGCGUGCAGACCCUGGACAUCAUGGUGGAGGACGUGCUGUGCCGCCAGUACCUGCUGGAGGCGUUCAACUACCAGAUCCUGCCCUUCCGGCAGCACGAGAUGCAGUCGCCGCGCACGGCCGUGCGCUCGGACGUGCUGUCGCUCGUCACUUUCGGUGGCACCCCUUACACCGACAACGACCGCACCGUCAGCCCCAAGGUGUUCUGCCUGCCCGACGCCGCCGGCCGCCAGUUCCGCGAGCUGACCACCAUGGAGGUGGGCAGCAGCCACUCGUGCGUGGCCGUGCUGGAUAAUUUCGUGUACCUGGUGGGAGGGCAGCAGCUGCAGUACCGCAGCGGCGAGGGCGCCGUGGACGCCUCCUACCGCUACGACCCUCACCUCAACCAGUGGCUGCGCAUCCAAGCCAUGCAGGAGAGCAGGAUCCAGUUCCAGCUCAACGUCCUGCGGGGGAUGGUUUAUGCCACGGGCGGCCGGAACCGCUCGGGCAGCUUGGCUUCGGUGGAGAAAUACUGCCCCAAGGACAACGAGUGGACCUACGUGUGCUCGCUGAAGCGCAGGACGUGGGGCCACGCCGGGGCCACGGUGGGGGACAGGUUGUACAUUUCGGGGGGAUACGGAAUUUCCGUGGAGGACAAAAAAGCUCUGCACUGUUACGACCCCGCCGCCGACCAGUGGGAGUUUAAAACGCCCAUGAACGAGCCCAGGGUGCUGCACGCCAUGGUCAGUGCCAACAGCAGGAUUUAUGCCCUGGGGGGCCGCAUGGACCACGUGGAUCGCUGCUUUGAUGUCCUGGCCGUGGAAUUUUACGUGCCCGAGACCGACCAGUGGACCACGGUGAGCCCCAUGCGAGCCGGGCAGUCGGAGGCCGGUUGCUGCCUGCUGGAAAAAAAGAUUUACAUCGUGGGGGGCUACAACUGGCACCUCAACAACGUCACCAGCAUCGUGCAGGUCUACAACACCGAGACGGACGAGUGGGAGAGGGACUUGCACUUCCCAGAGUCUUUUGCCGGCAUUGCCUGUGCCCCCGUCAUCCUCCCGCAGGUGAUGAGCCAGAGGUGACCCCGGGGGGCUCUGGGGUUGUGGGAGAGGGGGAAAAGGACAAAGCAAAACCAAACAAAAUGGAAAAACUCCAGCUCUCUGCUCCAGAAAGUCCCUCCUGCUGCCGGGGAGUGCUGGCAAGGCAGUUCCAUCAGCAGCACUUGUCAGCCAGGCAGACUGAGCAGAUGUUACAGCUGGGAAAAGCUUUUCUCUCCUCUCUCUCUUUCUCUCUCUAUUUUUUCUUUUUUUUUUCUUUUUUUUUUUUUGUGGGGGGUGAAUUUUGCCAAAUUUUGUAUUUUUGCCGUCACUGCAAACAUUGGCAGCUCAGGAGUCACUCAGCACUGGGAUCUUGUUUCCAAGAGAUCAGGUGGGGUUUUUUUACCAAGAGCUCCAGAAAUAAAAACCAUUGUGCGUGGCUUUGUUGGUUUUUUAGCAAACAGAAGAAAAAAAAAAAAAAAAACAAAAAACAAAAAAACCCACCAAAACCUGUGUAACACACUGACCUCCAGAAGCAAUAAAAGGACAGUGGGAGCUACAAGAGCUCAGGUGCUUGGAUUGGGAAAGCAGAUCCUUGUUUUUCAAAGGUGAUUUUUGCUUUUUUUCCCUUCCUGGGAAAGGGAAUAUUUAUCCCUGCACACCUCUGGUCUUCAGUGCUUGGAUCACGCUGCAAUUCCUCACCCCCUCCAGCUCCUCUGGUGCAGAAAUUCUCCCUUAAUUGGGGCCUGCAGAGUUUGCAGCACUAAAGCCAUGGUGAAAGCUUGAUUAUAUAUAAACAGGAUGAUUAUUUGGGUUUAGAAGUGCCAAAAAUUUGGCUGCCCUGGCAAUAAGAGCUCUGCAGCUGUCCAUCAGUGAAUCCUGCAGAUUCUGGGUUGGGAUUUUCACCUUUCCCAGCUCUUCCUCCAGGAAAGGAGGUGGGUGCUACUCCUCCAGCAGCUGGGAGCUUUUCAUCCCUGCCACGUGAAUGAGCUGCUUGGCAUCCCAAAAAAGUGAUGGCAGCCCCAGUGGAAUGUGGUUUUGUUGUUGUGGUGGUAUUUUAAAUUAAGAGAUUGGUUAAAGAUGGCUCUGUCAUAUUUUUUUGUGAAAUCUUCACUGCACAGAACACUUCCUGAACUUUCCUCCAAGCCAUUUUCCUGAUUGAAUUUGAUGAAUGAAUUGCAAAGAUCUCUGCUUUUAUCAGGAAUUCCGUUUCCAAGGGCUUUGUUUUGUAUCUGUGUCAGCUUGAUUUGGAUGCACACAAUCUCCUUUUGCAGAGAAGCUGUUGCAUUCUGCUGUGAAAUAAAUCCUGCAACCUUCA
This is a messenger RNA of Oenanthe melanoleuca, 3237 nucleotides long. RefSeq names its product kelch like family member 26 (gene KLHL26). Gene Ontology annotation, molecular function: protein binding. Bases 153 to 1964 code for a protein of 603 amino acids. The record is from RefSeq and is a predicted model, not a curated record. The transcript is spliced from 3 exons. NCBI's taxonomy places the organism in Eukaryota, Metazoa, Chordata, Aves, Passeriformes, Muscicapidae.